Molecule: messenger RNA, 684 nt
Organism: Caenorhabditis remanei
Lineage: Eukaryota; Metazoa; Nematoda; Chromadorea; Rhabditida; Rhabditidae
Exons: 4
Coding region: 1-684 (227 amino acids)
Molecular function (GO): G protein-coupled peptide receptor activity
Source: RefSeq, a predicted model, not a curated record
AUGAGUGAAGAAAUGGAUCCAGAGUUAUUGGAUAUGAUAACAGAUGUACUCGAUAAAUUGUAUCCCUUGAAUUCUUUUAUGGGACUCUUUGCUUUGCUCAUCAAUGUCCCACAUGUGAUAGUGAUAACCAGAAAAUCAAUGCGAACAAAUAGCACGAAUUCUUUGAUGAUUGCUAUUGCGAUUUGUGAUUUUAUUGAUUUAUCAGUAAUAGUAUACAAAAGAGUGUUAGUUAUCAUUGGUUUGAAAAAAUUUGAUGAAGCAAAAGAUCACGUUCAGUUAUAUUUGGCAUUGUCCGGAGUCUCUGAGCUACUAGUCAGCGUAUUGCAUCCAGUUCUUGCUUUAUUUUUGUACUUGGAAAUAAGGAAAUCGGCAAAGAACAUUGCACUAAUAAGUGAACAUGUUUCACUCGAACGAUAUAAAAGCGGUCGUAUGGUACUUUUUCUAUCAGUUUGCUAUAUGAUCACAAGUUGUCCACUUGGAAUUCUUUUUUUAAUCAACAUUUAUUUAGCUUCUCACUUUAAUUUGAUUUUGAUGAUGAUCUCGAGCUACGGUGCUUAUAUAGCUUCGACUCUAUUCUGUGCGAACGCUACAGCUCAUUGUAUAAUUAGUUUUGUGAUGUCUUCAACUUAUAGAAAAUCAGCAAAAGAGCUUUUCAGGGCUGAGAAAAAACGUGUGAGAAUGUGA